Ictalurus furcatus (blue catfish) is the source of this 1853-nucleotide messenger RNA. It is a transcript of the gene cct5, whose product is annotated as chaperonin containing TCP1, subunit 5 (epsilon). Bases 112 to 1737 code for a protein of 541 amino acids. Gene Ontology annotation, cellular component: chaperonin-containing T-complex. The record is from RefSeq and is a predicted model, not a curated record. Gene Ontology annotation, molecular function: ATP-dependent protein folding chaperone; ATP hydrolysis activity; ATP binding. NCBI's taxonomy places the organism in Eukaryota, Metazoa, Chordata, Actinopteri, Siluriformes, Ictaluridae. The transcript has 11 exons. Gene Ontology annotation, biological process: protein folding.
GAUUCUUCUAGAAGGCGCCGGCGAGGUGCACACAGCCUCGGUUGGAUAUAGUCCUCUAAAAAUAACAAUAAAAAGAGUUUCUUUUGAGCUGUGUGUGUUUCGCCGUUCACAAUGUCCACUUUGGGAACCCUCGCGUUCGAUGAAUAUGGACGGCCUUUCAUAAUUAUUAAAGACCAGGAUAAGAAAUCUCGUCUGACCGGCCUUGAUGCGCUUAAGUCCCACAUCAUGGCUGCAAAAGCUGUUGCCAACACCCUGAAGACCUCACUGGGUCCCAAUGGACUUGAUAAGAUGAUGGUGGAUAAGGACGGAGAAGUGACGGUCACCAACGAUGGCGCUACCAUUCUCAGCAUGAUGGACUUGGAUCACCAGAUCGCCAAACUCAUGGUUGAGCUCUCAAAGUCUCAGGAUGAUGAGAUUGGAGAUGGCACCACUGGUGUUGUAGUUCUUGCCGGAGCUCUUCUCGAGGAGGCUGAGCAGCUCUUGGACCGAGGGAUCCACCCCAUCCGAAUCGCUGAUGGCUACGACCAAGCCGCGCACAUCGCCAUUGGACACCUGGAUAAGAUCAGUGACAGUUUCCCCAUCGACAUCAACAACACCGAGCCGCUCAUUCAGACAGCCAUGACCACACUCGGUUCUAAAGUGAUUAACCGAUGCCACAGACAGAUGGCAGAGAUUGCAGUGAAUGCCAUUCUUACCGUGGCAGAUAUGGAGAGGAAGGAUGUGGAUUUUGAGCUCAUCAAGGUGGAAGGGAAGGUUGGAGGUAAACUGGAGGACACUCAGCUUAUCAAAGGGGUCGUCGUGGACAAAGAGUUUAGCCAUCCUCAGAUGCCCAAGGUCUUAAAGGACACAAAAAUCGCCAUCCUGACAUGCCCGUUCGAGCCACCCAAGCCUAAAACCAAGCACAAGCUAGAUGUGACCUCAGUGGAAGACUAUAAAGCUCUACAGAAAUAUGAGAAGGAUAAAUUCCAGGAAAUGAUUCAGCAGGUGAAGGAGAACGGCGCUAAUCUUGCCAUUUGCCAGUGGGGCUUUGAUGAUGAGGCAAAUCACCUGCUGCUGCAGAAUGAGCUGCCUGCCGUGCGCUGGGUCGGAGGGCCCGAGAUUGAGCUGAUUGCCAUCGCUACCGGCGGCCGCAUCGUGCCCCGAUUCUCUGAGCUGACUCCAGAGAAAUUGGGCUAUGCUGGCCUGGUACGGGAAGUCUGCUUUGGCACAACUAAAGAUCACAUGCUCGUGAUCGAGGAGUGCAAGAAUUCCAGAGCUGUUACCAUCUUCAUCCGCGGAGGAAACAAAAUGAUUAUCGAGGAGGCUAAGAGAGCGCUCCACGAUGCACUGUGUGUUAUUCGUAACCUGGUUAAAGAUAACCGCAUGGUUUAUGGCGGCGGUGCAUCUGAGAUUUCCUGCGCGCUUGCCGUUAAUGAAGCUGCUGAUAAGUGCCCCUCUCUGGAGCAGUACGCCAUGCGGGCAUUUGCUGAUGCUCUAGAAGUCGUUCCCAUGGCAUUAGCAGAGAACAGCGGGUUGAACCCCAUCCAGACAAUGACCGAGGUCAGAGCUCAGCAAGUCAAAGAAAACAACCCUGCACUGGGAAUCGACUGUCUGCGCCUGUCCACUAACGACAUGAAGCAGCAACAUGUGAUCGAGACCCUCAUUGGAAAGAAACAGCAGAUUUCUCUAGCAACCCAAGUGGUGAAGAUGAUCCUGAAGAUCGACGACAUCAGAAACCCUGGCGAACCAGAAGACUGAUCACGUCUCCGGCACUCUGACAGCGACGUCGUCGUUCAGUGUUAUUUAUCAUUUCGUACAGCACUCGUAUACCAUGUAGAUCAGAAGCAACCAUUAAAAUGUUGUUAAAACUUAAC